Molecule: messenger RNA, 1728 nt
Organism: Caenorhabditis briggsae
Lineage: Eukaryota; Metazoa; Nematoda; Chromadorea; Rhabditida; Rhabditidae
Exons: 6
Coding region: 1-1728 (575 amino acids)
Biological process (GO): carbohydrate metabolic process; N-glycan processing
Cellular component (GO): Golgi membrane; endoplasmic reticulum
Molecular function (GO): calcium ion binding; mannosyl-oligosaccharide 1,2-alpha-mannosidase activity
Source: RefSeq, a predicted model, not a curated record
AUGAAAACAGUGCGGUUUAAUAAGCAGGCACUGGCCAUCCUUGCCGCCUUUGGUGGAAGGCCGCGUGUCGGAGAGAAGCUUGUAGCUGUUCGUGAUGUCGCUAACCGACAUCGGGCAGAUGAGCUACAAGAGGAACAUCCACGUGUCAUCCACGCAAAGUCAGUUGGAGAAGUGGAACGGGUGGUUAGCCAGGAGACGGUUGAGAGGCUGAAACCGGCUCGAGUUGAUCUGAAACCUCCAGUCCAAGAGAAAACAAGCACGGAAGGAGAAGAAACAGGAGUUGGGAAAGCUCCAGUACAGGCUUCCGAAGGACUUGAAAAGUUGAUAGGAAAAAUUCAUUAUGAGGAUAAGGAUGAAGAGACUGAUCUCCGUCGACAAAAAGUAAAAGAAAUGAUGAUCCACGCUUGGCAAGGGUACAAGAACUAUUCAUGGGGAGCCAAUGAGUUGAAACCAAUGGCGAAGACUCCAAAUUCUCAAAACAUUUUCGGAGGAAGUCAGAUGCCAGCAACGAUUGUGGAUGCAGCUGACACUUUAUUCAUUAUGGAUUUGAAGGAUCAGUACAAGGAAGCCAGAGACUACAUUGAGAAAAACUUCUCCAUGACUAAAUCCACAUCGACUCUGUCCGUUUUUGAGACAACUAUCCGAUUCUUGGGAGGACUUGUUUCAUUGUAUGCGUUGACUCAGGAAAAGUUCUAUAUAGACAAGGCACGGGAAGUAGGAGAAGCACUUCUUCCAGCAUUUAACACACCGUCUGGAAUCCCAAAAAGUAAUCUGGAUGUCGCCUCAAAGCAUGCUAGCAACUACGGAUGGGCUAAUGGAGGACAGUCGAUUCUUUCCGAAGUUGGAAGUCUUCAUCUGGAGUUUUUGUAUCUCAGCCGCAUUGCCAAUGCUCCAAUCUUUGAAAAGAAGGUGAAAAAAAUCAGAGAUGCGCUUGAAAAAGCAGAGAAACCAAAUGGAUUGUACUCCAAUUACAUCAACCCAGAAACAGGAAAAUUCACUGGAAGUCAUAUGUCACUAGGAGCAUUAGGAGAUUCAUUCUACGAGUAUUUGAUCAAAAGUUAUGUUCAAUCGAAUUAUACGGAUAGACAAGCAAAGAAUAUGUACUGGGAUGUCAGUGAUGCUAUUCAGAAACACAUGAUAAAGGUGUCGAAGCAAUCCAAACUGACAUACACAGUUGAGCUGAACGGAGGACAGCCGCAACACAAAAUGGGUCAUCUCGCUUGUUUCGUUCCUGGAAUGUUCGCACUUCAAGCUAUCAACGAAGACACUGAAGAAGAGAAAUCUAGAAUCAUGACACUAGCAGAAGAACUGGCUAAAACAUGUCACGAGAGCUACAUUCGUUCUGAAACUCAUAUUGGUCCGGAGAUGUUCUAUUUCAAUGAUAUGGAUGAAGCCACUAGCAAACAUUCUGAGAAUGGAUACAUUCAAAGACCUGAAGUGAUUGAAGGAUGGUUUUACUUAUGGAGGUUGACUGGAAAAACUAUGUACAGAGAUUGGGUUUGGGAUGCUGUGCAGGCUGUUGAGAAGUACUGCAGAGUUGACAGCGGAUUCACAGGUCUCCAGAACGUGUACAAUCCGAAAGCAGGUCGUGAUGAUGUUAUGCAAUCUUUCUUCCUUGCCGAGUUCCUGAAGUACGCUUAUCUCACAUUCGCUGAUGAUUCUUUGAUUUCACUUGAAAAAUGGGUGUUCAAUACGGAAGCUCAUCCGGUUCCAAUUCUUAAUCAUUAA